GUGUUUAUAAAUGCCCGCCUCCGGGAGGCUCAUUGACACUGUGUGGUUUUUACUGUGAAGCUCAGAGGAAUCAGGAACAAAGACACAAAACACAAGUGGAGUUUUGCAUCUUUGAGCCACAUUUUCUCCAAACCCUCCAGUCAGUGAGGUGAGCGGCGCGCGGACAGAAGCACGAGGAGCCACGUGCGGAAUCGAACUCCUGCAAAAAUAAGAGGACAAACUCUGCAGAACCCCAGCGCGCCUUUUGGAUUUGUUACUCUUUUGGCACGCUUUUACGCACGCGUGCGCGGCGCACGUGAAACUUCUUUGCUCGUGCAGAGACCUCACCAUGCUUCUGUAAAGUGUUGGAUGCUUGGAGAAAAAACACACAUACUCGAACCGAGGACUGUAAAUCAGAAGGAGGCGAGCGCGCUGCAGAGGUGAAGCGAGGACAGGACAGGCUGCUGUCUCGCGUUUCAGCCGCUCCGGGGGCGUCCAUCUGACCCGGGAUAAGUUGUCAACAAGAGCAGCGAGCGGAGGCGCGCUGGCAGGUGUACAAGUUCAUUUACAUGCAUACGUCCCCUCACGCCACUAUAUAUAGAAGUUGUCCGAGCAGCCUUAAUAACUUUCUCCUCCCACCCGCGGGCCUGCAGCAGCUCCACGCACCGGGCGUGUGCGUGAGCCUAUAUAUACACCAUCCAGGCUGGUUUUCAUUUUCGCAAUCUGUAUCCGAGAUCUGUGCCCGCGGUCGGUUUGGCUGUGAGGGCGGGAGUCGUCGCAUGGACUGACAUGGCCACCGACCUCGCCAUGAGCGCAGAGCUGCCCAACAGCCCGCUGGCCAUCGAGUACGUCAACGACUUCGACUUGAUGAAGUUCGAGGUGAAGAAGGAGCCGCCGGAGGCCGACCGCUACUGCCACCGCCUCCCGUCGGGCUCCCUGUCCUCCACGCCGAUCAGCACCCCCUGCUCGUCCGUGCCUUCCUCGCCCAGCUUCUGCGCCCCGAGCCCCGGCACGCAGCCCGGCCCGGGCCUGGGCGCGGGCGGGAGCGUGAACAGCAGCGGCAACAGCAACAACAGCAGCGGCACCAACAAUCACAGCGGUGCGGCCAAGCCGCAGCUGGAGGACCUGUACUGGAUCCCGAGCUACCAGCACCAUAUCAACCCGGAGGCGCUCAACCUGACGCCCGAGGACGCGGUGGAAGCCCUGAUCGGCAACGCGCACCACCACCACCAUCACCACCAGGCCUACGAGGGCUUCCGCGGGCAGCAGUACAUGGGGGAGGACCUGUCCGCGGCCUCCGCGGCGCACCACCACCAGCCUCACCACCACCAUCACCACCACCACCACGGCCACCACGUCCGCCUGGAGGACCGCUUCUCGGACGAGCAGCUGGUCAGUAUGACAGUGCGCGAGCUCAACCGGCAGCUGCGCGGCUUCAGCAAGGAGGAGGUGAUCCGCCUCAAGCAGAAGCGGCGCACCCUCAAGAACCGGGGCUACGCGCAGUCGUGCCGCUUCAAGCGCGUGCAGCAGCGGCACAUGCUGGAGACGGAGAAGUGCACGCUGCAGAACCAGGUGGAGCAGCUGAAGCAGGACGUGGCGCGCCUCGCCAAGGAGCGGGAUCUAUACAAGGAGAAGUACGAGAAGCUGGCCAGCCGGACCUUCAGCGCCGGCGGAGCUGCCGGCACGAGAGAUCCCUCCGCGAAACAGGCCGACUUCUUCAUGUGAGCCGGACUCUGACCUGCGCCGCCCCUCUUCCCAUCACCUCCCAUCCUCUGCGUUUGUUUACAGCCCCCCUCCCUCAACGACAGAAAACUUUAAAACUCAAACAGGCCUCGGAGUCUUAAAGCGGACUUUCCUCAAGUCUUAAAGAAAGUUUUCACUCAAGAGAUCCGCGAGGAAGGACUCAAAAAGCUCUUCUUUUUCUUAUCUUAGAGCUUCAGGACUGCAGCUGCGCGCGCAGCUUCCACUUAAACUCUUCUGCAACCCUGCAUGCAGGACAUGUACGGUAACCCCCCCACCUCCCCAAUUUUUCCACAACCAGUCAUCUUUCGUCCACAUGUAUGAAAACAGCAUGACCCACCCCCCCCCAACCCCCGUUCAGGAGAGGCGCAAAGACUCCAAACAAUCCGCUCCUUAAUUGCUAUUUUCAAUCAACUUUUUCUAUUGUUUUAAAAAAAGAGAUUCAUCCGAGCCAGACUGUAUUUAUGUCCACCUGUAUGUACAUAAGGAGAUAGAGAAAAGAAAGGCCUCACUUUAUUUUCUCUUUUUAAAGCUUUUUGUUGCUUGGAUUAUCGUCUUAAAACAAAUGUUUGUAUGUUACAGCAUGCAAAUUGUCUAUGAUAUCCUCCUUUGAUCCUCUGUGAUGAACUGCACUAAAAAAAGGUGAUCAAACUGGUCAGGAGAUUUUUUUUUCUUUCAUUUAAAAACCUGGAUGUAAAUUUGAUCAUUUAUUGGAAGGACUGCUGCUAAAACUCUAUGCACCAAUCUGAUUAUGAAAAUGUUUCUCUUUUUUUGUAUUUGUAGAGGAGAAUGUGUCGGGCCUGCGGGUUUGUCUGAUUGUAAGAAAAUUAGAUUUUCUUUAUUUUCUUUUAAAAUUUUUCUUUUGCCUGAUGGUAGUUGAUUGUUCUUGGGGAAAAAAAUCUUGCAUUAUUCUGUCUACAACAGAUCUCUGGUACGCGUGCGCGUGUUUCUCUGCUGCGUAGAUAUAUGUGCAAUAUUGUGCAGAAGCCUACCUGUUGCAUGGACUGCAAAUAAUGGCGUUUAGGUCACAUAUUCGUUCGUUACAAUUUUGUGCAUCAACUAAAUCAAACAACUUUUUAUCUAAAUUAUUUUCCUUUUAUUUAAAAUAUAUAUUUUUUGUCUUCUUCCCUGUUUUAAGGAAGUUUCUAUUUUACCAGCCAUCCCUGAACGCAUCACAACUUCUGCACAGUGCUGUCAAUGUAUAUCUGUACAUAUGAUUUCUAUAUUUAUUCAAUGUCCUGAUGUGUCAACGAGUAAGAAAAAGUCCUGCAAAAACAGUGGAACAUUGUUGGAAAAAUUCUUGUUUUCAUAAUGUUUAAUAAAAAGUUCUGUCCCCCCCAAAAAAGCAACGGAAAUGUGCUCGCGUUUUUAUUUUGAAAACCCAAAUAAAAGCCUCUGGUGAAAAUGUUA
Molecule: messenger RNA, 3129 nt
Organism: Oryzias melastigma (Indian medaka)
Lineage: Eukaryota; Metazoa; Chordata; Actinopteri; Beloniformes; Adrianichthyidae
Gene: mafaa
Product: v-maf avian musculoaponeurotic fibrosarcoma oncogene homolog Aa
Exons: 1
Coding region: 769-1704 (311 amino acids)
Biological process (GO): regulation of transcription by RNA polymerase II
Cellular component (GO): nucleus
Molecular function (GO): RNA polymerase II cis-regulatory region sequence-specific DNA binding; DNA-binding transcription factor activity, RNA polymerase II-specific
Source: RefSeq, a predicted model, not a curated record